This is a messenger RNA of Anthostomella pinea, 804 nucleotides long. The record is from the annotation of a GenBank genome assembly. Lineage: Eukaryota; Fungi; Ascomycota; Sordariomycetes; Xylariales; Xylariaceae.
AUGGGGUUCCAGUUUAUCUGGAUCGACUCGUUGUGUGUCAUCCAAGACGACAUUGAGGAUUGGAAAAUACAGUCAUCGAUGAUGGGGUUGAUCUACAAACAUGCGGCCUGCAACAUCGCAGCGACAUGGGCUGCAGACGGCAGUAUGGGACUCUUUAGCAACAGACAUCCAGGCACGGUAACCCCCUGCGCGACCACACUCGACGACCAAAGGCAGCCGAGAGAGUACUGGAUAUCUACCUUACGCGGCUACCACGACGAUAUCACCAAUGCGCCUCUUAACAAACGUGCAUGGGUCCUUCAGGAACGAUAUCUCGCAGCCAAGCAGUUGAGCUUUUCAAAGCGUCAAGUAUACUGGGAGUGUCCGGAGCUCACUGCUUCCGAGGAGUUUCCGUCAGGCGUCCCUAGGGAACUAUGGGAAGACUCGGAUUAUGGUUCACGCGCGAUGAAGCUCACGGGCAAGCCACACAUGGGCGUCAAGGAUGAGUGGCACGCCCGUCAGCAAUGGGCGGCGCUUGUAGAGCAAUACUCGUCCUGUGCCCUCACAAAAACAUCAGACAAGAUGAUCGCCCUGGCUGGGUUGGCUGGAGAAGCCCAGGAAGCCUUCGGAGAUGCGUAUCUCGCUGGUGUCUGGAGGGAAGAUCACCGCAAGCAACUAUGCUGGCGGGCGACAGAAUGGGACUGCCAAACUCUUCCUGGAAAUAGGGUACCCACCUGGUCCAGGGCGAAGGUGGAUGGGCCGGUUGUUUAUGAUCGCUCGUACUAUGAACCAGGAACGGGCGAUUCCCUCUCACGAAGGUCAUAA